GGGCAGGGCCACACCCAGAUCGUUUGUGGGUGCUGAAGGGAGAGAGUUGAGGGGAAGGGCUCUUGGGGAUUUUUUCUGGGGGCUGGAGAGCUGCAGGGAAACCACCAAGGAGAAGCCCCAAGGGUUACUAAGCUCGCUGGCAGUCUGGGCCUGGUGGGUGGCCAAGAACAGUGGGGCCCUGACCCUGUGGACUGCAGCCUGUGGGCUUUUCACAGCCAAGAACUCUGCUCUGCUGUGGGAAGAGGUAGGAUGGCAGUGAACAAGGGUCCAACGCUGCUGGAUGGAGACCUUCCUGAGCAGGAGAACGUGUUGCAGCGCGUCCUGCAGCUGCCGGUGGUGAGCGGCACAUGCGAGUGCGUCCAGAAGACCUACGCCAGCACCAAGGAAGCCCACCCCCUGGUGGCCUCCGUGUGCAAUGCCUACGAGAAGGGUGUACAGGGCGCCAGCAGCCUGGCCGCCUGGGGCAUGGAGCCGGUGGUCCGCAGGCUGUCUACCCAGUUCACAGCUGCCAAUGAGCUGGCCUGCCGGGGCCUGGACCACCUUGAGGAAAAGAUCCCAGCCCUCCAGUACCCUCCUGAAAAGAUUGCCUCAGAGCUGAAGGACACCAUUUCCAGCCGCUUUCGCAGUGCCCGGAACAGCAUCAGUGUGCCCAUCACAAGCACAUCGGACAAGGUCCUGGGGGCCACACUGGCCAGCUGUGAGCUGGCCUUGGGGGUGGCCAAGGAGACUGUGGAGUACGCUGCCAACACCCGAGCUGGCCGGCUGGCCUCUGGAGGGGCCGAUCUGGCCCUGAGCGGCAUUGAGAAGGUGGUGGAGCUCCUCCUCCCUCCGGGCAAGGAGGAGUCAGCCCCUGCUCCUGGACGCCAGCGGAUUCAGAAACCUCCCAAGGCCAAGCCAAGCCUCUCACGCAGGGUUGGGACCCUGGCCAACACCCUCUCCCGACAAGCCAUGCAGACCACAUCCUGGGCCCUCAAGCAGGGCCACUCCCUGGCCAUGUGGAUCCCGGGCGUGGCACCCCUAAGCAGCCUGGCCCAGUGGGGCGCAUCAGCCGCCAUGCAGGUAGUGUCCCGGCGACAGAGCGAGGUGCAUGUGCCCUGGCUACACACCCUCGCUGCUGCCCAGUAUGAGGUCCAUGAUGACCAGACGGACACAGAGGCGGAGGAGUCAGAGGAGGAGGAAUCCGAGACCGAGGAGAACACACUCAGUGAGGUGGCGGCCCUGCCAGCCCCACAAGGCCUCCUGGGCACUGUGGCAUACACUCUAAAGAAGACGCUCCAGGGCACCAUCUCAGCUGUGACGUGGGCACCCAAGGCUGUGCUGGGCACGGCGGGGAGGGUGCUGCACCUCACAGCGGCCCCAGCUGUCUCCCCGAUCAAGGGGCGGGCCAUGUCCCUGUCGGAUGCUCUGAAGGGUGUCACUGACAACGUGGUGGACACGGUGGUGCACUACGUGCCGCUCCCCAGGCUGUCAUUGAUGGAGCCCGAGAGCGAAUUCCGAGACAUCGAGCACCCACCGGCCGAGGCCGAACGCCAGGAGAUGGAGCGCAAGGGCGUCAUGGAGCCCCCCGUGGGCCGCGCGCUGUACAGCCAGCUUCGCAAGAAGAGCUGA
This is a messenger RNA of Fukomys damarensis (Damara mole-rat), 1608 nucleotides long. RefSeq names its product perilipin 1 (gene Plin1). The record is from RefSeq and is a predicted model, not a curated record. Gene Ontology annotation, cellular component: lipid droplet. Lineage: Eukaryota; Metazoa; Chordata; Mammalia; Rodentia; Bathyergidae. The coding region runs from base 250 to 1608 and encodes 452 amino acids. The transcript has 10 exons. Gene Ontology annotation, biological process: lipid metabolic process.